AUGCUCCAGAAGAAGAAGAAUGCUGUUUUGGUGGAUGGGGUUAUCCUAAAUGGUCCAAUAACAGACUCAAAAGCAGGAGAGAAGUUUGUGGAAGAGGCCUGUAAGAUUAUAAUGGAAGAAGUAAUACAGAAAGCUGAUGAUGUAACAGGGAAGGUUUGUGAAUGGCGAGCCCCCGAAACACUGAAGCAGAUUCUUGACCUGGAAAUGAGGGACACCGGAGAAUCUCAUCAGAAACUCUUGCAACUCUGCCGGGAUGUUAUACAAUACAGCGUCAAAACCAGUCAUCCGAGAUUUUUCAAUCAGCUGUAUGCUGGACUAGAUUAUUACUCGUUAGUGGCUCGUUUCCUUACAGAAGCACUGAACCCGAGUGUAUAUACAUAUGAAGUAUCACCUGUGUUUUUGUUGGUGGAAGAAGCAGUCAUCAAGAAAAUGAUUGAGUUCAUAGGCUGGGAAGAAGGUGAUGGUAUAUUUAAUCCAGGUGGCUCUGUUUCUAAUAUGUAUGCUAUGAACUUGGCGAGAUACAAAUUUUGUCCUGAGAUAAAGGAAAAAGGACUUUCAGGUUUGCCAAGACUAGUCCUGUUCACUUCAGAAGAG
Pterocles gutturalis (yellow-throated sandgrouse) is the source of this 594-nucleotide messenger RNA. RefSeq names its product acidic amino acid decarboxylase GADL1-like. The annotation marks the transcript as partial. The transcript is spliced from 5 exons. Gene Ontology annotation, molecular function: pyridoxal phosphate binding; carboxy-lyase activity. Gene Ontology annotation, biological process: carboxylic acid metabolic process. Gene Ontology annotation, cellular component: cytoplasm. NCBI's taxonomy places the organism in Eukaryota, Metazoa, Chordata, Aves, Pterocliformes, Pteroclidae. The record is from RefSeq and is a predicted model, not a curated record.